Molecule: messenger RNA, 2819 nt
Organism: Rosa chinensis
Lineage: Eukaryota; Viridiplantae; Streptophyta; Magnoliopsida; Rosales; Rosaceae
Exons: 2
Coding region: 1620-2156 (178 amino acids)
Source: RefSeq, a predicted model, not a curated record
ACUCCAAACUCAUGGAGGCAAUUUCUCCAUUUCCUACAUGUAUAUGACUGCCAGACUGAGACAGUCACAACCAAGUCUUCCGAAUACGCCAAAAAUACACCAGAUUAAGGCAAUUUCUCCAGACUGAGACGUCUAUUAUUGCUUUGAAUGCAUUGACUCAUUCAUUCUCAAAUACACCACAAAAAACUAUAAAGAAAAUAAAUUGUUACAAUUGCAGCUAUCAAAAUAAUUGAUCAUGAGAAAAACCUCUUUCCCAGCGUCUCAUUUUUCUUGGAAGUUGCCCAUCGAUAGAGAUGAAGGACUUCAAAGUCAAGCCUGGUACAGAUAUUAUGGACGCAUUUUCCAAUUCCAUGACCUAUUAAAAUCCACCACCAGUCCACAACCAUUACCAGUUCUCAAUUAUCACUUUCCCACACUACAUUUGUGCCUGCGUCUAGACCUUUGCUUAAAACAUGCCAACUCUGUUCCUCCAUUUCUUCCUUUUCUUAUUCACUAACCUCAUCCCCGCAGUUCACAGCAACUGUAUUGAAGCCGAGAAACAAUCAUUGCUCCGUUUCAAGAAAAGUCUUGAAUUUAAUUCUUCCAAAUCCACCAAGCUUAUCACAUGGAAUUCGAGUACUGACCGCUGUUCUUGGCUCGGUGUAACUUGCAGCACCAAUGGGUGUGUUGUCGGACUUGACCUCAGCCGGGAGUUUGUCUCAUCCAGCAUUGACAAUUCCAGCAGUCUUUUCCAACUUCAACACAUUCAGAGCCUCAAUUUAGCCUAUAACAACUUCUAUGGCUCUUCAAUUCCAUCUGCAAUUGGAAAGCUUGCAAAUUUGAGGUAUUUGAAUUUUUAAGGGCAGCUAAUUUUUCUGGGCAAAUUCCCAUUGAGGUUGCAUGCUUGAAAAGGUUGAAGGUUCUUGAUGUCUCUGACAAUGACAUUUCCGAGGAUGGGGGGUUAAAAUUUGAGAAGCCGCAAACUCCCAUUGAGGUUGCAUGCUUGAAAAGGGUGAAGGUUAUUGAUCUCUCUGACAAUGACAUUUCCGAGGAUGGGGAGGAGCCGAAUUUAGGCACUUUAAUCCAGAACCCUACAGAGAUUACAGAGUUAAAUCUUGAUGGUCUAGACCUAUCAGCUGAGGAAUCUGACUGGUACCAAACCAUAUCAUCUUCACUUCGAGAGCUGAGGGUGUUUAUUUGGACCUUGGUCCUAAUUUUAGUAUGUUUAAGAGCCUUAAUCCUUUGUUUUGUCCAGAAGUAAGUUGAAUUGAUUGUGCUGUCAAUCUUAUCUGCCAGCCUGGGUCUUAUGUACUGAGUCGGUUCUCCCUUCCCUUCCGCUUUGCUACUACUUAUCUGUACUGGCCUCUGUUGCCAUUCUACUUAAUCAAAUGAAAUAUAAAGCUUUUCCAAUUUCUUUCAAUUUUUCUUCUAUUCUCUGUAUGUUUCCAGUUCUAGGUACUUAAUAUCUGGUAUCAGAGCCUUGCGCUCAUGCCAAAGCCGAAAGGCGGUGGUGGUCCGUCCUCCGGUAACGGCGACGGAGUUGGAUUAUCUCGCUCAGCAAUCGCUGUGUGGAGGAGAUUCGUGCUGCUCAAGAGUCACUUGGUGCUCAAAAUGAUGAAAUCCAGGGUAGAAACUCUGAGAUGCAGGAUCGGUUGCUUCAUCAUCAGCUUCGGCUUGCUUCUUUACGACCGGAGACCGAUCCAAAUUCACCGAACAAUCUUCGUUUUGGCUCUCUACCUAUCUCUGAAGCAGGUACCCAAGGAUUUCUUUCCUCAGAACCUCUUCCAAUAGCUGGCGUGGGAGCAUUAAGCACUAUGUCUGAAGGGGCUCCUACUGGGUUGAGAGCAGCGAUACGAUCGAUAAUGUCAAAGCCAAGAUCCAGAUUUCCUAUUCCCAUCUUUUUCAAUCCAACAAAUUGGUAUCAGAGCGGGUUCGUUCAUAUUGGGCAUUCCCUAUAUCAACCUGCCAAGAUGUCUCCUAAAGAAACCACUCCAGUUUCAUAUUCUUUUCUUCCCAUCUUUGGUGGACAAAACUAUGAUUUCUGGAAAGUGAAGAUGACAAAACUCUGCUUUGGUCUGAAGGGCUUUGGAAGAUCGUUGAGAAGGGCUUCACUGAACCAGAAGAUGAGAAUCAACUUUCAGCUGCACAAAGAGAAAAAUAUGAAGCAGAUGCAAUGACAGAUGCCAAAGCUCUCUCAAAAAUUCAAAAUGCAGUCACCAACGAAAUCUUUCCAAGAAUAACAAGAGCCAACACAGCAAAGGAAGCUUGAGAGAUUUUGGAGAGGGAGUUUCAAGGUGAUAGCAAGGCAAGGACCAUCAAGCUUCAGUCUUUACGCAGGGAGUUUCACAAUCUGAGGAUGAAAGAAUCUAAAUGCAUCCAAGAUUACUCUUCUAGAGUAACUGAAGUUGUCAAUCAAAUGAGAACCCUUGGUGAAGACAUGUCAGACCAGAAGGUAGUGGAGAAGAUCUUGAUCAGCUUACAGAGUUGUAUCUUGAUUCAGUAGAGAUAUCAGGACAGGGGAGUGACUGGUGCGAAGCCAUAUCAUCUUCACUGCCAAAUCUGAGGGUGUUGAGCUUGUCUUUUAGUGGUCUUUCAGGCCCCAUAUGUGACUCCCUUGCAAAGCUUCAAUCUCUGUAUGAGAUUGACUUGGGAAAUAACUCGUUCUAUGCUCCGGUUCCAAGAUCCUUUGCCAAUUUUUCAAACUUGACUUCCUUGAGUCUCUUUUAGGGCUGUCAAUUCCGACACGACCCGAUAACACGACUCGAAACCCGCACGAAAUAAAGCGGGUUGAACCCGCACGAUUAAAAAGCGGGUCAGCCGUGGGUCAACCCGCCAUGACC